This is a messenger RNA of Arctia plantaginis, 876 nucleotides long. The record is from the annotation of a GenBank genome assembly. NCBI's taxonomy places the organism in Eukaryota, Metazoa, Arthropoda, Insecta, Lepidoptera, Erebidae.
AUGUCGACAUCGGAGUAUAUGAAUGAAUUCAAAUGUAGCUUUUCCGUGGUGGCUUGCAUUUUUCUAACAUUUUCAUAUGUUUCAAGUUUAUAUGUAUGGAGGUCUAAAUUAAGCAGAGACCACCCGUCUACGAUAAAAAGAAGAUUCUUUAGUGUUUCUGUAAUGAUGCUUCUAGCACCAUUCUUUGUUCAGAUUUUCUUUACCAAAGAGACUUUAAAUAAAGGGGACUUGUUUACACAAAUGGGAUUGCGUUGGUCUGGGAUUAUACUGGCCGUAAUUGUACCGUUAUUUUUAACUGCUGUACUUUUUUUGGGACCACUGAUUAUGCAAUUUUAUUCAGGCGUAUGGAAAAUCUAUACAGGUAUAACAGGAGAACCAGUCUAUUGGUUUGCGAGUUGGCAAGAUUUGGUGUGGGUGAGGAAUCAUGUCAUGGCACCACUUAGUGAAGAAUGGGUGUUUAGAGCUUGUAUGACUCCACUGUUGCUACAAUGUCUUGAACCCAUGACAGCUGUGUUUGUUGGACCUGUCCUUUUUGGAAUAGCCCACUUCCAUCAUAUGUUGGAGCAAAUUAAAGCAGGCUUUGCAUUUAAGACAGCUUUAUUGGUAUCCACGUUCCAGUUCACAUACACCAGUAUGUUUGGUGCUUAUUCUGCAUAUCUGUUUCUUAGGACAGGUCAUUUUGUCGCACCGCUGGUUGUCCACAUGUUCUGCAAUCAUAUGGGUUUCCCAAACUUCGGCGAGAUUCGUGAAUUCCCGCCGUUGCAACGUUUAGUUAUUGCUAUGAGCUUUUUAUUGGGGCUUGGUCUGUGGUGUCUUCUCCUGGUACCUUUAACUAAUCCAGAACUUUACAACAAUAGGUUACACUGGGAAACUUGA